CUCCGGAAAUUUUUUGAAAGAUCAUUAAUUUCAUGUAAAUAUUUACGACAUUGAUAUGAUAAGGACACUGUAACUGAUGCAUACUUAUCAAUUCACCAUUCUUCUGAGAUAUGGUACUAAUCUUCGUGAAAUGUCAAUAUAGCUCUAGCCAGUGUGCAGUAGUUCAGUGAAUAUUCGAGUUUUUUGUUCUUGCUCUUAUUAGCAUUCAGAACUUUCGUCUAGGAAUACCUACGAGGUCACAGAAAACAAACAACAUUAUGCUGAUCAGUUCCAGUAAUGACAAAAUUUCUUAUUACAGGGUUCAAAAAUGUACCUCAAUAUCCGUUUUACACAAAAAAGAAAAAAUGCAUGGAGUCAAGCGGGUCAUGCUUUUCUGCCUGAUGACUGCAGUUUUACCAACAAUUCUAAUAAUCACUCCGCUUUACCUCAGACAUUAUGUCUUCGCUGAUGUCACAUUGCAGGUGGCAGAGUCUGACGUGCUGCUCAUCACCGAAGGUUACUCCUCCAUCUUCUGCGACUCCUUGGUGCUUCGCAUGAACUCUUCUUUCAACGCCUUCCAGCUGGUCGGCACGCCCAGGGUCAGCAAGACCAGGAGGCACAUCAGAUUGAAGAAGUCCAUGUCGCUGCCGGAUGAUACUCUGGAGUAUUGGGGGUUCUAUUUGUUGAAGGAGGCGAUGGUCAAGCUCAAGGUGUGUUCUCGACACGAAGGGUCUCGUAUCUUAGUAGUGAGAGGUGAAAAAAAUUUGGAAACUUGUGGACUCUUGGAACAUAAUUACCAGAAAUAUGGCGCCAAGAUGGAUGCAGAAUACAGAGAAGUGAAAGUAUUCGAUGAAGAACCAGCCGAAAUCCUAGGAGAACUGGAAUUUGAUCUUCCAGAGAAUAAUGCCAGCGAAAAUAUGACUGAUGAUGGAGAAGCUAAAAAGAGAUUACUGUCAGGUCUCAUCAGAAAAAAAGAAAAAAAUGAGACAAUAUCACAAAACCCACCACUAGAUGCAAUGAAAGUUCACAAUGACAAAAAUAUGGAUAAUACGAAGGUCAGACACAAAAAAAGGCAUACAAGAAGGAAGAAGAUCGAGGACCUCAAAAAAAUAUUGAAUGACCGACAAACCCCCCUGCGUUCAAAAAGGAACAUCUCCCCUCUAGACGUUCACAUCAAACAUGGCGGCAACGCGAUGAACUACUCCGGCGACGUGAACGCCGAGAGCAACAGCGUUUCGAGCUUCGAAACCGACCUCCUCAGGUGCUACGACACCAAAAUCCUGCUCACCAGAGGUUUCGUGCCCAGCUACCAUUGCAACGACAGCGACUAUUUGGGAAAUAGCGUGCACAUGGUGACGCACCACACUGUCGCUUCCGACGGGUAUUAUUACUAUAUUUUCUACUCUGAUAACGAUUUCGUGAAGAACGAGAUUCAUGCCGUGUUUGAUAUAUACAAACCGACUUACAGGUUUGCGAAUUCAAGUAUUAUGGAGUGCAUCAACAAAACGGAAUGCGAGUUUCCCAUUACCAUGCUCUCAGAUGAGACAAUAAUUGUGGAAGUGCCUACACGAGACGGGAUAGAACACGAAGAUGAUGACAUCACAUUGCUGAAGAGCACUUGCAAGCCCAGAGUGGGUGUCUACAUUAUAUUUCCGAUAUUGGUUUUGUUUUUCAUAUUGGCUUGUGCAUUUGUGUAGGCAUAGGACUUUUUUUUGAUAUUGUUCACUUUGAUACGGGUAUUACUUUUUGAACUUGGUGGCUGUCAAACUUUGGUCAAUGAAUUUAGAAUUACUAGUCCACUAAAAGGACCGCUCUGAAGUAAUAAUCCAAACUAUUUCAUUAUCACGAACCGUUUUCAUCUCAGCCAGAGCUCUGUACAGGGUGCGCCUUAAAAAAUGGAAUCCCGCCUUAACAUUUUCUUUUGUCAAACGACCCAAACUUUUAUUUCGUGAAGUUGUUUCAUUUACAGGAUCAUUCUUUUUUCCAGAUAGUACAUCAACUUUGAUUUUUUCAAUGGAACACCCUAUAUAAUUUACGACAUGUCAAUAGAGCCUUUUUUUUCUGAUUUCAAAAAUAUAUAUGAGUUGCAUAUUUGGAUGAAAAUAGUCGAGUUAUUGAUGAUCAAAAUUUACCAAAAUAACGUUUAUAUAUUGUUUAAGCUCCAUCCAAAUCAUCAAUCUCAAUAAAAAAAAAUAUGAAUAGACAGUUUCAAUGGAAGAUUCGGUAUUUUGGUAAAUUUUGAUAAUCAAUAACUCAAUUAUUUUCCAUCCAAAUAUGUAACUCAUAUAGAUUUUGGGAAUCAGAAAAACAGCGGCUCUAUCGACAUAUAUAUAUAGGGUGUUCCAUUGAAAAAAUCAAAUUCAAUGUCCUUUAUUCCGGAAAAACAAAUGACCGUAUAUGAAUUAAGCAACUUCACGAAAUGUGGGUCGUUCCAAACAAUUUUUUAAUUCAAAAUUUUUCCACAUCUCUGAAAACAAAAGAGUUAAAGGGGGGUUCCAUUUUAAGGUGCACACCCUGUACAUUUUUGAAAUAUUUAUGGAAAUCCACGAUACUGGAAUAAUGAAAUGAUACUGGAAUGGAUAAUGAAAACGCAGAAAAAUGGGUGAUGAUAUCAAGUAUCAAGUACCCAUUCUCUUCCAUCUAAAGGCAAAACCAGAAUUCAUAUUUCUGAAUGCCCAUAUAAGUCUGCUUUGGCAAUGACACUUUGACAUAAACUAAAGCAGUCUCUUUGACUCUUUUGAAGGAAAAAUCUUGCUUACUAUCUUGUUAAUAACAAUCAGGCUUGUGAUUGAAUCUAUUUGUAACUCCUUACCUAAAAUGUAUUAUUUAGAUACUCUGAGAAUGAGGAAAAAUUUUGUUUCAUAUAAACAUACUUGUCCUAACUUACUUCGUUCUUGAGAUAUAGGGAGUCAAAGUUUUCAGGAAAAUUUGAAGUUUCAUUGAUUAUAUUCAAAAUCCUUAUCGCUGAUUUUGCUGGCAUUUCCAGAAAAACCGGAAGUCCGCCAUAUUGGAUUGUGAAUUCAUCAAAUCCGAAAUGGUUGCCUACAUAGAAUGACUUCACACAGCAUAUUAUUUUAUUCGCGGUCGCCAAGGUCAUUAGAUGACGUUGGGAUGACAUGAAAAUUGCGGGAAAAUAUUCCUUACUCCUGGCUGAGACUGAACGUUAGACAUGUAUUUCCGUAGUUUUCAUGUCAUCGCAACGUCAGAUGAUGGCUAGGGCUACC
Phaedon cochleariae (mustard beetle) is the source of this 3203-nucleotide messenger RNA. The record is from the annotation of a GenBank genome assembly. NCBI's taxonomy places the organism in Eukaryota, Metazoa, Arthropoda, Insecta, Coleoptera, Chrysomelidae.